UGACUCACUGGCAUUAGUCUUAACUGUGAGCGUCUGAAAAUCGACAGCUCCUCUCAGUCCACGCCUCUUUCUCUCCCUUUUGUUGGUUUUCACGUCUGAAAGCUCCUUAGAAAGCUUUCGAGCGACGAAGCUUCCCUUGCUCGUUCGCUCGAGGGUUUCUUUUUUUCUUUUUUUUUUUUUGACUGCCUAAUUUUCAUUUUUGUUCUUUAUCCUUUUUCUCGCUAUCGAAUUCAGCAAGAUGAGACGCUCCUCAACCAGGAAAACCGGGCCUGCAAAUCCCGCGUCGUCCAUGAAUUCCUCGGCGACUGAUAUCUUUCGCUCUGCCUCAAGCAAAGCUAUUAUCAAGGAGUUGGAAAGGAUUGACCACCUAUUUAACUUGUAUGCAAAUAGGUCUUCUGGCAUGAUUGACCCUGAAGGAAUAGAGGCACUUUGUUCAGAUUUGGAAGUGGAUCAUACUGAUGUUAGAAUACUGAUGCUGGCUUGGAAAAUGAAAGCUGAAAAGCAAGGCUAUUUUACCCUGGAUGAGUGGCGACGAGGCCUAAAAGCACUACGGGCUGACACUAUUAGUAAAUUAAAGAAGGCACUCCCUGAACUGGAGAAGGAGGUUAGGAGGCCGCCAAAUUUUGUGGAUUUCUAUUCCUAUGCAUUUCGCUACUGCCUAACAGAGGAGAAGCAAAAGAGUAUAGACAUUGAAAGCAUCUGCCAAUUGCUGGAUCUUGUUUUAGGGUCACAAUUCCAUCCCCAGGUUGAUAUGCUCAUUGAUUAUCUAAAAACCCAAAAGGAUUACAAGGUGAUAAACAUGGAUCAGUGGAUGGGCUUCCUCCGGUUCUGUAACGAGAUCAGUUUCCCAGACCUGAGCAACUAUGAUCCAGACCUUGCUUGGCCCCUGAUCCUCGACAAUUUUGUUGAAUGGAUGAUAGCUAAGCAAAGCUAGAUUCUGCAUUUUUCUUGGUGAUCUUUAUUCUUGGUCCCAAAUUAUUUCCCAUUUGAGAAGGCAACGUUACUGUCAUAUACCAUUACAUAGUUUCUUGCACUUCUGGGCUAUACUACAAGGUUUUCCCUUAUGUACAAGUCAAUUGAACAUCGAAACAAACAAGAUAGCAUACUCUAAAUAUUUCCAACCGAAACACCAUAUCUGCAGGAUCCCACUAAAAUUUGACACAUGGAACUUCUCACACUUAAGCUGGAACUCGUAGAUGCCUCUUCUCAUCUUUUGCAGAAGUUAGACCUUUGUGGUCUGGAGAUAUGCUUGAAAGAGUUGGUGCGUUACUCAUUUAACUCGCUCCAUUUGUUUUCUUGAACCUUGAUUUACUGGUUAAGCAAUAGCCAUUUAUUAUAGGAAUUGAAAGACAUGGAUUUCUUUUGUUCUGGGAAGGUAGUUACAUACAUUAUAUACCAGUCAGUAAUCCAUUCUAUUACCGGUGAAUGUAGGAGCUCGUUUGUAAAUGGUUAACGAAGCUUCAUAAUUUUCCUGUUUUUCUGUUUUGGAGGCUUGUAUUGGUAAUGUUGGUUGAAUGUCCA
Molecule: messenger RNA, 1521 nt
Organism: Nelumbo nucifera (sacred lotus)
Lineage: Eukaryota; Viridiplantae; Streptophyta; Magnoliopsida; Proteales; Nelumbonaceae
Biological process (GO): protein neddylation
Cellular component (GO): ubiquitin ligase complex
Molecular function (GO): ubiquitin conjugating enzyme binding; ubiquitin-like protein binding; cullin family protein binding
Source: RefSeq, a predicted model, not a curated record